AUUAUUCGGCAUUUAUCGCCUCAAAUCGUCAGUUCUGUCGUCUGCAUCAUAUAAAUGCAAACAGAAGACCAAGGGAAGUCACUUCCACCUAACUUCCGGUAAUGGCUGCCUCCAAGACAAGCAUGCGAAAAAAAAAUCUAGCAGAUAAAAGUGUGGAGGAGUUUCUGGCAGAAAGCUUUGAUUCAGAUUCGUUUAGUGAAGGUUCGCCAUCAUCACCCUUACCUAAGAAAGUCUCCAAAAUGCAAACCUCUUCAUCGCAGUCCCAGAAUUUGAAUGGGAAGAAGUCAAAGAAGGCUGAAGCAAAAAGCCUAACACAAAAGAAGGUGAAGGAUAAAUCCAAAUCACAAAAACUCACCAAAGCUAAAGGGGACAAGAAAAUACCAGAAUCUGGUGCUUUAUCGAUGAAAAAAUCACUGCAAAAGCUGAAAGAUACAGAUCCUGAAUUCUAUGAAUUUUUGAAAGCAGAAGAUAAAAGCCUUUUAGAGUUUGAUGAUGAGGCAUUUGAGGAAGAUGUUGACCAAGCUGAUGAUUUAGACAUAGACGAGGAUCAUGUGCAAUAUUCCCGGGGGAUUAAGGAAAGGAAAGAUGCUAAAGCAUUUGAGAAGGCAAUACUGGACAUGUCAAGUGGUGAAAGUGAGGGCAGUGAUGAAGAUGAUGCACAGGAAGACGAUGACAAAGGCAGACGCCAUAAAUUGCCAUCCAAACUUGAGGUUGCUAGUGAUGAUGAAGAGUUUGAGGACAGCAAUGAUGAAGGGAAGGGUAAAAAAAGAGGAUCUGGUGUCCUAGUCACCAUGGCAAUGAUCAAGACAUGGACUAGCCAGUUACAGAAAAAUGCAAGUGUGGAAGUUAUGAGGGAAGCUAUAGCAGCACUUGCAGCUGCUAUUCAACAAGCAAGCAGUGGUGGUGAGACUGGAAACCUGGAAGUCGACACAAAGUAUAGAGUUGAGAACAGCACAGUAUUCAAUGCUGUCAUCCGCAUGUGUCUCACUGAAAUGGCACCUGCUUUUCAAACUCUUCUCGGGCUGUCAUCAUUGAGUGACGCACAGCAACGCAUCAAUCAUAAGAGCAAGAAAUGGAAAAGUUUACGUGGAACAGCCAAGAACUAUUGUACCCUACUGCUGCAGCUGACAGGAGAGCUGUCUGAGGCCGGCAUGAUCAAUGUUGUUCUCAAGCAUAUUCACAAACUGGUAGUGUGCUACGCUGGUUUUCCAAAACUGUCGAAGGCGUUUAUGAAGAAAAUGAUUAGUAUAUGGAGCUCCGGAGAAGAAACAACUCGUGUUCUGGCAUUUCUGUGCAUCAUCAAAUUGGUUCGGAUGCAGCAAGAAAAUCUUCUUGAACCAUGCCUAAAGAAAAUGUACAUGGCAUACGUGAGCAACUGUAAGUUUAUCACUCCUGUGGCUCUGCCACUCGUCAACUUCAUGCAGCACUCAUUGGUGGAGAUCCUGCUAGUGGACGAGGUGCUAGCAUAUCAGCAUGCAUUUGUUUACAUCAGACAGCUGGCUAUCCAUCUUCGAAAUGCUAUCACCACGAAGAAAAAGGAGACGUGUCAGGCUGUGUACAACUGGCAGUAUGUGUUGAGCUUGGGCCUUUGGACACGCAUGUUGAGCACUGCUCAUCCCAGCCCUACCCUUCAGCCUCUAGUUUAUCCACUGACUCAGGUCAUUAUUGGCACUAUUAGAUUAUUACCAACAGCCCGCUACUACCCUCUGCGCUUCCACUGCCUUCGGUACCUGACCAAGUUGUCUGGUUCCACAAACACAUUCAUUCCUGUCCUGCCGUUUCUUUUGGAGGUACUGGAGCAAACUGAUUUUAACAAACGUGCAAAAUCCACCAGCUUCAAGAAUUUCAAUAUGGCAUGCAUUCUGAAGUUUUCUAAAACUCAGCUUCAAGAGAAAGCUUUUAAGGAUGCACUGAUAGACCAGCUGUUUGAACUGAUGUUGGAUAAUCUACAUGUCCAUGCCCACAGUGUUGCUUUCCCAGAGCUUGUUGUGCCACUUGUAGUACAGCUUCGGGACUUUUUGAAAAAGUGUAAAGUAACCACCUACUGCAAACAGCUGAAACAAAUUCUGGAUAAGGUUGAGGAAACCGCCAAAUUUAUCACAGCUAAACGGCGAACAACAACAUUCAACCUGACAGACACCAAAGCUGUGGACUUGUGGGAAGCUAGGAGCAAAGAGGAGGGGACUCCUCUGGCAAAGUAUUACAGCUCUUGGAGAAAACUUCGAGACAGAGAGCUUCAGCAUGAAAUUGCACAAAAGGAACAGAUAUCGGGAGCAGCAGAAGAACUGCCUGAGAUUAUAAGGAGAAGGACUCCAGCAAAACCCACUGAAGAUGAGAAGAGGGAGUUUGGUGCACUUUUUGCUGAUGAUGUUGAAGAGGAUUCUGAAGACGACAAUAUCAGGUUCAUGCUAAAGGAGGAGAGGGAGAGCUAUGGAAAGAAGAAGACUGUCAAUGGUGCAGGGACUGAUUCUGAGGAAGAAUACAGUGACUUUGACAGUGAUGAAUUGGAGCAACUUGCUAAAUCUGCCAGUGAAAAUGAUGACAGUGAUGAUGAAGAAGAGGAAGAGAAAAUCACACCCCCACAAAAGCCAACCAAGAGAGUCAAAAGUUCUCAAGGUGCAAGUCAAGAAGUGAAAAGAAAGCGAGCAAAACAUGAGAAAAACAAAACAAGCAACCUGGAUGAUAUUGUUGAAGACUUCAAAAUGUCUGAUUUAGAAUCUGACUGAUGCCGUGCGCAAUUUGUUUAAUAAAAAAAAAUCUUGUGAA
Messenger RNA from Pomacea canaliculata, 2766 nucleotides. RefSeq names its product nucleolar complex protein 2 homolog. Gene Ontology annotation, molecular function: transcription corepressor activity; histone binding. Gene Ontology annotation, cellular component: nucleolus; Noc1p-Noc2p complex; nucleoplasm. The transcript has 18 exons. The record is from RefSeq and is a predicted model, not a curated record. NCBI's taxonomy places the organism in Eukaryota, Metazoa, Mollusca, Gastropoda, Architaenioglossa, Ampullariidae. Bases 102 to 2726 code for a protein of 874 amino acids. Gene Ontology annotation, biological process: ribosomal large subunit biogenesis; negative regulation of transcription by RNA polymerase II.